Messenger RNA from Fimicolochytrium jonesii, 2319 nucleotides. Its product is annotated as rab-GTPase-TBC domain-containing protein. The transcript has 9 exons. Gene Ontology annotation, biological process: activation of GTPase activity. Gene Ontology annotation, molecular function: GTPase activator activity. The record is from RefSeq and is a predicted model, not a curated record. The coding region runs from base 1 to 2319 and encodes 772 amino acids. NCBI's taxonomy places the organism in Eukaryota, Fungi, Chytridiomycota, Chytridiomycetes, Spizellomycetales, Powellomycetaceae.
AUGUCUCGCGCGUUUGUUCCGGGAGGAAGGUGCAUCUUCGACACGGAGUGUAAUCCGGACAAGAUCACGGCAGGAUGGCAAGAUCUAUUUGGCGACCCACUACUGUCGCUGGAACGAGUGCGAGCAAAAGGCACUUCAGGCUACAUAACAGAUGACAGCUUGCGGAGUCUCUAUUGGAGGGUCUACCUCGAGUUCCUGCCACUUUCACCGGAUGCGUGGCUCUUACUCCUGGCGAAGGAACGGCAGGGUUAUGCUGACCUAAAGGCGAAAUAUAUGAGCGACCCGAAUGCAGCGGCGAAAGCGUCGAACGAUUGGACUUUGAACAAUCCCUUGUCCACCGCUGAGGAGAGUCCGUGGACGCAAUAUUUCAAAGACGCAGAAUUGCAAAAGGUCAUUCGCCAAGAUGUCGAGCGAACGUUUCCUGACGAGCCCACAUUCCGAUCGAAAGACACCCAAGACCUGAUGACAGGCAUUCUCUUCAUCUGGUGCAAACUCAACAUGGACGUUUCCUACCGACAGGGCAUGCAUGAACUGCUUGCUCCCAUUCUCCUUGUGGUAAAACGAGACGCGUUGGACCCGGACGAUGUCGCAGGAAAGGCCGAGUUAGACCCGACUAUCGCGGCGACGUUUGACUCGGAAUAUAUCGAACAUGACACUGCUGUCAUGUUUUUCUGUCUGAUGCGGUCAACGAAACCUUGGUUUGAGGCAAAGAUCCCACAAGUGCCAAUAAUUACAAUCUGCCGACGGAUCCAAAACGACCUCCUACGCGUCCUGGAUCCCAAACUGUACCAACAUCUCGACAAACAGCAGAUCGAGCCGCAGCUUUAUGGGUUGCGGUGGUUUCGGCUCCUGUUUGGCCGCGAGUUCGCCUUACCGGACUUGAUAUACCUCUGGGAUGGGAUCUUUGCUGACGACGCGAAUCUGGGCCUGGUGGAGUGGAUAUGCGUCGCGCUUUUGCUUUACUUGAAGGAUGAUCUUAUAGGGAAGGACUACUCCUGGACCCUGCACACCCUCAUGAAACUCCCCAUCACAUCCCUGGCAACCGUCACACAGCUCAUCCGCACCGCCCGCCACCUCCGCGACAAGUUCGCCGAUCUGGCCCUACAAACAGCAUCCUCCGACACCUUCAACUCGCCGACCAACUCCGUAUCGUUCUCCUUUCCCGCAUCAUCGCCAACCUUCACCUCGCCGUCACCCUCAUCUCAAGGCCCGCAGGCCUUGAAUCAGGUCAUGGAGAAACACAGGAAGAAACGUAACGUCCCGUGGGUGCAGCAUACCCCAUCCAGCCCGGUCCGGCAGAAUAGCACAGGAGCCGUGGGCGGGAACGCGCCGAAGAAGGAGGUGGUACACGAUGGCGAUACUGUCACGCCGGCCGGGGGUAUCAAUGCGGCCGGAGCUAAGGAUGGAGGGGAAGCGAGAUUCAAGGAACGAUUGAAAUGGGUGACGGAGAGGGAUCGGCGGUUGGCUGAGAAGGUGGCGGGAUGUAUUAGGGAGUUGACGGCUCUGCUGGGAGAUACGGAACAGGAAGGGAAAACGGAAGUGGCGGGGAAGGACGACAGGGACGCUUCUUUGAGGAGCGUUUUGGGAAGUAUGCGCGGGGUUUUGGAGGUGUUGGACAGUGAGUGUACGGAGCAGACGCAUGAUUCCGAGCAUACGCCGGAUGGUUCUGGGAACAGGGCUACCGCGACGCCGGUGCAAAACAACGCAAAUGCGGAUGGCGAUGUCGAUGUGGACAAGACUCGUAGCACUACAUCUGCCCUUGCUUCCGCGUCAACAGCGGCUCCCACUGCAACUGCGCCAUCCGCCCCUGCGCCUACAGCAACGACAGCAAAACCCGAAGUGGCAGCACCAGCGAACCCAACACCAACAUCACAACCGGCACCCUCCCUCCCAUCCCUGCAAUGGGGCAGCAACGCCGACAUCCGCCAUGGCCAGGUCGUAGUCCCACGCGCCGCCAAAUCCGCUGCACCAUCACCCUCAUCGACAUCCUCGGCCAACCACAUAUCCUCGUACACCCGCCGGGAAAAUGGCCCCACCUCCACCUCCGCAGGAGCAGCAGCAGCAGGCAUCAGCCACCGCAUGGGCAGCUCGGAAGAAAUCCGGUUCACCCCCAACCCCCCCACCUCCGCAUCAUCAUCCAUACCCUCGCCACGCUCGCCAACCAUCGCCCACCCGCAUGCGCAACGUACACGGAACAGGAGCGAGAGCGGAGGGAGAGCGGAUCCACUGGGUGCUGGGGGUGUGACGGGACAUGUGCUGCCGACGACGGGGGUUGUGAAUAGGACGGGGGAGCGGAUCAUGUACCCGCCGCCUAUAUAG